CUCCUCCUCUCCCUCACUACCACUAUUUCUAACAGCUGAUUUCCACAUCAGAGAGUGAGAGAGAAACACGGUGAGACAGUCCAGAUUUGGGAUCAGUAGAUCAGCGGCAUCAGAAGAGGGAUUUAAAGCGAAUGAAAAUGCAGGGAAAUCGCUGCAGCGGCCCGCCAGCAUCCGUGAUGAGGAUUUGAGCUCCGCCGCCGCUACUGCCAUCAGCCCGGAGAGGAUGGCUUUCCAUGGAUCCACUCGGCCGACAGUGUGUGGUAACUUGUUCCCUGGAUCAGAGUUAGGCCACAAGUUUUUUUGUGUCAAUGCCACGACUGGUACUACGUCAAUGAGCCUCAGUGCAACGCCAAACCCGACUGGACCCAACGCACCUGCUGGGACUCCCAGGCACCCCGCAUCUCUCGGGGGCAGUGCAGGUGGAGGUGCGGCCAUCCCACAACCUCACAGUAACCCGGCAAGUGAGGUUCCAAGUCCAGCUGAAAUGGAGCCUGAUCGACCUAUCGGCUAUGGUGCAUUUGGAGUGGUCUGGUCUGUGACGGACCCUCGGGAUGGGCGCAAGGUGGCUCUGAAGAAAAUGCCCAAUGUCUUCCAGAACCUGGUGUCCUGCAAGCGUGUGUUCAGGGAACUACGGAUGCUGUGUUUCUUUAAACAUGACAACGUACUGUCUGCCCUUGACAUCCUCCAGCCUCCACAGAUUGACUGCUUUGAAGAGAUAUAUGUGAUCACUGAACUCAUGCAGAGUGACCUGCAUAAAGUCAUCGUUUCCCCUCAGCCUCUCACCACUGAUCACAUAAAGGUGUUCCUCUACCAGAUACUUAGGGGACUUAAGUACCUGCACUCUGCAGGCAUUUUGCACAGGGAUAUCAAACCAGGGAACCUGCUGGUCAACAGCAACUGUCUGCUUAAGAUUUGUGACUUUGGUCUGGCACGAGUGGAGGAACCAGACCCAAAUCGUCACAUGACCCAGGAGGUGGUGACGCAGUAUUACCGUGCUCCGGAGGUUCUGAUGGGAUGCCAGCAUUAUAGUUCAGCUAUAGAUGUCUGGUCUGUGGGCUGUAUUUUUGCCGAGUUGCUAGGCCGACGCAUUCUUUUUCAGGCUCAGAGUCCCAUACAACAGUUGGAUCUGAUCACUGAUCUCCUUGGGACUCCUCCACUUUCUGCCAUGGCAUCUGCUUGUGAAGGAGCUCGGGCACACAUUCUUAGAGGACCCCACAAACCACCCUCACUGUCUGUUCUAUACAUGCUGUCAGAUGGAGCAACACAUGAAGCAGUUCAUUUGCUGUGCCGCAUGUUAGUGUUUGAUCCGGCCAAGCGGAUCUCAGGCAGUGAUGCUCUGUCUCACCCGUACUUGGACGAGGGUCGUCUGAGGUACCACACCUGCAUGUGCAAGUGCUGUUACUCGGUUCCCAGCGGGAGGGUGUACACUAGAGACUUUGAGCCGCCUGCAGAUCGACCUUUCAGCCACAACUAUGAACAGAGCAUGCACUCUGUAUGGCAGGGCAAAGAACUCAUCCAUCGUUUUAUAACAGAGAACCAGCAAGGCAAACGAGUGCCUUUGUGCAUCAAUCCUCAGAGUGCAGCCUUCAAAACAUUUAUUAGAUCCACAGCCUGGCAUUCCUCAAAAGUAUCAAGAAAAGAAGAGAGAUGAGAAGGAUUCUGAAGGGAAUCUGGGAAACAAGGAUCACAGGAGCAGGCUUGUAUUGGGGAAGAUUGAAGAUGGUUCUUGAUGGAUCACAUCCUUUUGAAUGAAUUCUCAGCACUCUUUCCAAGUCAACAUGGGGAUUUCUCCAAAAAGAUAUUUUCAGUCCAGUUCUGUUUUCACAACACUGACUAAUAAUGCUUCUGAUGCUGCUGAGAAAAUGUUUAAACCGACUGUGUGGUCGAAGAUUACGGAAAAUGUAAUUUUCCAUGUAAAAAAAAAUCUCAUGGAUUGUAAAAUAUUGACUGAAUGCACCAACAUUAAUGUUGUGCAAUACAGAUAUCCGGAAUAAUGCAAGUGACCAGACUGCGCUGACAAUGAUUUCAUUGCGCUGGGUCACAGAUGAGAUGACGGUGUUCACAAGCCCAUUCUGUCUAUAGACUUUAAUCACUGUGUUCAGUUUGCGGGUUCUUAGGUUUUGUUCUUAAUAUUCUGGUAACCAAAAGUUCCUAAGACUUCUUUGUUACUGCUUCCUCAUACAAUUUAAGCAUUCCCUGCUUUCUGUUUAACAUCACUCAAAUUUUACAAUAUACUUUCAUACCGUUAUAUAUAAAUUUUUUUUCGAGUUUUACAUUCUUUUUUUCUUCAGUCAACACUUCUUGUAGAGAACAUGGCAUCCUUUGUGCAAAUGAUCUUUUGAGCAAAGCAUUAGAUUUAGAGUUGUAUUCGAAUGCUGUAUAUGGUUGAUGGCGUCUUGUGUUCGAAUGGAUUUCCCUCUCAAUUCUUUAUCUGUGGACUACAAGAUUGUCAUUUACAAUGUCCCAACCCCCUUCCUUGGACCAAACGAGAUUGACACAAGUAUGCUGCUCUCUGAUUGGCUGAGACUCUGUAGGCGGAGAAGAUACUCAUUUUCUGGUUGAAUUGUAUUUAUUUUCUCUCUUUAAUUUAUUGUUGUCUGUCCAAAUUGUUUGGUGUUUGUGUUAGGCAGACCGGGUGUGGGGAGGCAUGAGUGAGCCAUGUGGUCUGUGUGUGUUCUUGAAAAAACUGUGUGGUUUCGGAGAGUAGGGAAUGUGCAGUGUUGUACUUUGAAAUAAUCGAUUACCUCAACAGGCCUGCGGUUCACUGGGCUGGUGUGUAUAGACUGAACCCAAUCAUGUAAAAGAAAUGUACUGUAAUGCAGUCGUUAAUGUCAGAACCACUCUGAACAACAAUCUCUCUUCACUCUUUCUCCUUGUCUCUGGAUCAGUCUACUUUUCUCUCCUUUAGAGUGAGGGAUUGUUGGGACAAUGGGUGAGUUUUAGAAAGUUGUUGGGAAAAUGCUGCUGUUUGUUUGUAUAAUACCUCCAAAACCUCCCCAACACAUUUGUAACAUGUCUAGAGCUCAGGUUUCAUAUAGCUUAAUAUGGACUAGACUGUAGACAGACAAGACAUGUGUCCAUGAGGACUUCCAGUAUCCAGGUGCUCUUGUGUUUAUUGCAGGAAGUGCAAUACAAAAUGUAAAUGCUUCCCUCUUACCACUAGGUGUCAGCAAAAGCACAGUGCGCGAUUGGUUGUAUCAAGGGUGAUCCUCAUCAACAAUGUUUCUCCAAAUGUAUCUUCAAUGCAUGUGUGUAAGGACUUCAUUUGGAUUUGCUAUUGCAGUGCAUUAGGAGUUUUAUUUUAGAAACUUAAAAUGUGCUGUUGCUAUUUAAUUUUAUUCUAGUAACUCAUUUGGUUCUUUUAAUAUUUUUGUUUUCAUGUAUUGUGACCAAUUUUAGGUUUUGGAUUUAAUUUUAAGUUGUUGUUUCAUUACCACUUUUGCUAUUGUGUUGGUAGAAAAAUAAAUAGAUAUCAGAAUAGUGACAGAGGAAUGAAUAUCAAUGGGUUUAGUCUUUUUAGUCUUACCGACUGCCAAGCAGAAAGUGAACAUUUUAAGUAAAUGGUGUAGUCGUAAGAUUAUAGAUGUUAGAGAUUUUUAAGAUGAAGCUGAAAACUUGAUAUUCGUGUUAAUGACUAUUAUGGCAUUGAUAAUAUGAUUGAACAGUUGUUUUAAGAUAGUUAUCAUUGUUAACUGUUUUAUUAUAUAUAUUUUUUUAUUUUAUUUUGUCUUUGCAUUUUAGAAUAUAUAUAUAAUUUUUUUUUUUUUUUUGACUUUUGUGUUCCCAAAAUAUACUUGAAGUUUUUAAGAAAGAAAAAGAAAGUGAAUUAGUGUAAAAACAGACAUUAAAAGAGACAGACACUGGAAACUUUGCCUCUGCAUCUGAUUGGUUUGUAAUUACAAUUGCAUUCAAGAGGAAUUUGGAAAGAUUUGAAUCAUGAUUAAUUCAUCCUAAAAUGAGAAUUCUCUCAUUUACUCACCCUCAUGUUAUCCCAGAUGUGUAUGACUUUCUUUCUUCUGCUGAACGCAACCAUUUUUUAGAAGAAUAUCUCUGCUCUGUAGGUCCAUACAAUGCAAGUGAAUAGUGGCCAGAGCCUUGAAGGUCCAAAAAGAAAAUAAAGGCAGCAAAAAAGUAAUCCACAUG
Messenger RNA from Xyrauchen texanus (razorback sucker), 4143 nucleotides. Its product is annotated as serine/threonine-protein kinase NLK2-like. The transcript is spliced from 12 exons. The coding region runs from base 224 to 1651 and encodes 475 amino acids. The record is from RefSeq and is a predicted model, not a curated record. NCBI's taxonomy places the organism in Eukaryota, Metazoa, Chordata, Actinopteri, Cypriniformes, Catostomidae. Gene Ontology annotation, molecular function: MAP kinase activity; ATP binding. Gene Ontology annotation, cellular component: nucleus; cytoplasm. Gene Ontology annotation, biological process: intracellular signal transduction; protein phosphorylation.